Molecule: messenger RNA, 1986 nt
Organism: Oreochromis niloticus (Nile tilapia)
Lineage: Eukaryota; Metazoa; Chordata; Actinopteri; Cichliformes; Cichlidae
Gene: fgl1b
Product: fibrinogen like 1B
Exons: 9
Coding region: 271-1350 (359 amino acids)
Biological process (GO): platelet aggregation; blood coagulation; fibrinolysis
Cellular component (GO): fibrinogen complex
Molecular function (GO): protein-macromolecule adaptor activity; extracellular matrix structural constituent
Source: RefSeq, a predicted model, not a curated record
CACUUCUGGUAUGUAAAGAAUGGAGCUCUUUCAACAUUUUCGGUCAGUGAAACUAUUUGCAGAUCUGGGAUCAGCUCUACUUUCAAAACAAUGCGAUGGUUUAUGAAGGAGAAAGCACAAAACUGACCUGAGUUCAGUGUUUGGCGAGACCGUUCUAGUCCGAAUCCUCUAAUGUGGACCAUGCAGAACUAGCCCAGCCUAUAAAUAAUACUGACAAAUUUCAGGGGAAGAGAACACUGAACCUGAAGAAAACAAGGGGAGCUUUGUGAAAUGAAGAAAAUGUGGUUUUUCCUAAAAGUCAUGCCAGUGUUGCUGUUCUUGACUCUGCUGUGCCCAGUCUUGGUCUCCUCUUCACAGCUGUCUGCUAUGUGCGGGCCUGAGUUUGCUGUUCUCAAGCGCAGCAUAAGGAAACUGGAAAAUAGUCUUUUGAUCAGAAAAUGGCAGGUUGAGCACUUGCAGACGCACAAAUACUUCCGUCCUUUUCAGCCUGCUGCGUCUAACAGCAAACCUCAGGCUGAUUCAGACCCCGAUUCUGGUUUAAACCACAACAAGAGCGCAGCUCUAGAUGGACUGGAUAUGACGCUUACUAAACCACUUCCACCGGCAGGCAAUUUAAUUGUUUAUGAUAAAGAUUGUUCUGAACUGUUCGACAGACAGAGACCAUCAAGCGGUUUCUACCGCAUAAGACCCAAAUUAGACCAGGAGCCCUUUUUAGUUUACUGUGACAUGGAUGAUGGAGGAGGGUGGACAGUGUUUCAAAAACGCCGGCAUGGAAGAGUUGACUUUCACAGAGACUGGGUGGACUACAGAGAUGGCUUUGGCGACUUCAAACUGUGGAAUGAUGAGUUUUGGUUGGGCAAUGAACACAUUUACUCUCUGCUCUCAGAAGGUAAGAACCUUGUGAAGAUCGAUCUUGUGGAUUGGGAUGGAGAGAGAAGCUAUGCGUUUUAUGACAACUUCAGGAUCACCAAUGAGGCUGAUAAAUAUCGUCUUCAGUAUGGGCAGUACAGUGGGUCAGCGGGAGAUGCUCUCAGUGGAAGCAGGGGUGUGGUGGAGCAGUGGUCUUCUUGCCUCAGUGGCAUGCAGUUCAGCACCAGGGAUCAGGAUAACGACCGGUACCUCCAGGGAAGCUGUGCCCAGGAGAAUAAAGCAGGUUGGUGGUACAACAGAUGUCAUGCAGCCAAUUUAAAUGGAAAAUUCUAUCGCAGAGGGAAGUACAAAGCCGAGUAUGAUGACGGUAUUGUGUGGGGGACCUGGAAAGGCCUUUGGUAUUCACUUAGACACACCACCAUGAAGGUGCGGCCUCUGGUUUUCCUGGACGCCGUUGGCAGUGGAGCGGGCGAAAUUUAAAAACCUAAAGGCUGAAAAACAAGAGCAAACAUUCUUUGCCAUGUUUUAAUUUCUCCCUUUGCGAUUUUUUAAAAGAAUUUAUCAAAUAUCAGUAAUACCAUAUUGUAUCCAUUUCUUUCUGUAAAGUGUCUAUUAACCAAACAUUAAAAUAAACAGCAUUUCAUCCAUAACCUCUCUGAUGUUCAUUUGAUUGUCCUCAAGCAUAGUUACAAUUGAUACAACUGUGUAAUUUUCAUUACAUAUUUGACACUGCUUAGAUCUCACAUUAAACAGUGAACCCUAGUGUAGCUGGUGCCGUUUCAGUAUAGGCAGCACUAUAAAAGAAACACAUAUAGCAAUGUGGAAAUAAAACUAGAACAUUAUCUAGGUCUAGGUAUUGAUUUUACGAGUGCAUUUAGAUAAUGUGACAGGUUUAUUGUACCAGCUGUUGAAGUACAGAGCAGAAAUGUAUUUCCAAAGUGUGUUAAAAAUCUCAGCAAUGGCAUACAGUGAAUUAAAUAAAACUUUACCAAUUCACAAAGUCAGUAAUAAUAUUACAAAAUAUCAAAACAAACCUUAAAAAAGUCUAAAAUAAGAACUUUAAAAGAUAAAAACAUAUAGAGAUAAAUCCGUAACAUUACAAUACAUAGGUGGGUA